Molecule: messenger RNA, 1543 nt
Organism: Trichosurus vulpecula (common brushtail)
Lineage: Eukaryota; Metazoa; Chordata; Mammalia; Diprotodontia; Phalangeridae
Product: cytochrome c oxidase assembly protein COX18, mitochondrial
Exons: 6
Coding region: 89-1111 (340 amino acids)
Biological process (GO): mitochondrial respiratory chain complex IV assembly; protein insertion into mitochondrial inner membrane from matrix
Cellular component (GO): mitochondrial inner membrane
Molecular function (GO): membrane insertase activity
Source: RefSeq, a predicted model, not a curated record
GGAAUUCCUCGCUUGCUCUCUGCCCCCGGACGAAGUAGGGAGGACGCCUUCCGCUGGGAAGAAAGCACGGUUUUGCUUGCUGGCCAACAUGCUGUGUAGUGCCCGGCAGCAGCUGCGGAGGCGGCUUCUGCCCGCCCUCCUGGGGAGCAGGCGCUGUCCGCCAGGGCGAGGCGAGCCCUCGCCGUGCAGCCCCAACGCCCUCCUGCCUGUGGCCGCCUGUGCCUACGGCGUCGCCGCGGGGUCGGCCGGGGCCGGGGCCGGGGGCUGGCACGAGAGCCUGGCUUCGUCAGCCCCGGCACACUGGGCGGAGGGGGUGCUGUUGGGAACGCAGGACGCCACGGGGCUGCCGUGGUGGGCCAGCAUUAUCGUCACCACCACGGCCUUGAGGAGCGCUAUCACACUGCCCCUAGCAGCUUAUCAGCACUACAUCCUGGCCAAGGUGGAAAAUUUGCAACCAGAAAUAAAAAUAAUUGCCAAGAAUCUUAAUUGUGAUGUUGCACUUCGAGCAAAACAGUUGGGAUGGUCAAAAAGACAAACUAGGCUUGUUUACCUAAACAACAUGAGAAGGAUUGUUUCAGAGCUGUAUGUUCGGGAUAAUUGUCAUCCAUUCAAAGCCACUCUGCUGGUAUGGAUUCAAAUACCAAUGUGGGUCUUUAUGUCUGUUGCCCUACGGAACUUCAGUCUAGGGAUAUCGGAUUCAGAAGGAGACUUUUCUAUUCAGGAACAGUUUUCCACAGGUGGAGUCCUGUGGUUUCCUGACCUCACCGUGUUUGAUUCCACAUGGAUUCUACCAAUCUCACUUGGGAUCCUCAAUCUGUUAAUAGUGGAGAUUUUUGCAUCACAAAAGCUUAAAAAGUCCCGUUUUCAAAAGUAUGUCACGCAUUUUAUUCGUGGAGUUUCUGUGCUAAUGAUUCCCAUUGCUGCAUCUGUACCCUCAUCAUUAGCACUGUACUGGUUCUUCUCCAGCUUCUUGGGCCUCUUGCAGAACCUGCUGUUGCGCUCCCCAGGAUUUCGCCAGCUCUGCCGCAUACCGCAGACAAGAUCACAGUCAGACACUCCUUAUAAGGACCUCUUCGCUGCAUUUUAUGCCAAAUUCUUUUUAAGAAAAUGAUCUCUUCCACAGUGACUGGAAAUUUGACACUCGUGUCACUUAAAAAUGGAAGGUUAAGAUCUUGGAGACGGUUCUUCAUGUGACACCCUCUUAUGUGAUUUACAGUGCCGUUAGCUAGGGUUGAAAAUGCUGCUGCAAUAUAUGACAUUUGUGUUUUAGACAAGUGAAGAUCUAGCCAAGUAAGCUUUGGUGGUUGGAUUGUGGAAAGAAAAUUUGUUUUAUAUUUGAAGGAUGAGUGGGUGGAAUUUGCUGGGAUUUCAGGAAACAAUUAAAACCCUGAAUUGCAAAAGGGAAGUAUCAGUAAAUCCUACACAUCUAAAUGGAAGAACUGACUUCUAUGAAAGAAAAGCAUCUAUUGAAAUAGUAACUGGUGAUAUUGCAGAGAGACUAAUUUAGGGUGAAUAAAAUAGAUGUAAAAAUUGUAAGAAAGCA